UAAGCUUAAAAACACACAGCUUGAUGUAGGCUGAUGUUAACAAGGAGACUAUUGGUUAUCUCCGAUCCCCUGAAGCCCGGCGGCAUAAUUAAUCUGUAAACUGCACUUCGGAAGUUUUCUUUUCUUUUUUUUUUCUUCUUUAAAUUUUUGGUUCCUUCCUGUGAGACCUGAAGGGCUGAUAAUAAGAAAAGAAAGACAUUGAAAAGGAUCAUGGUGACGGAGAGAAGUACCCUAUGGAAAGGGAUGAUUCUGGUUAGAUUUUAGAUUAGUCUCACUUUGGACACGGACGCAUUUGAUUUGAGUCUGAUGCUGUGAAAGGACAGGCUGUAUAGGACACACGGGUUUCACUUUGCUUCAACACCGUGUGUGUUAUACCGGUGGGGUUUGGUCUCCUUUUGUGUCCCGCACUUCUCCUCCGAGCGCGCGCGAGACCCGGACAUUUCCCGCACCUCCCCGAGUUGAACCAUAGACCGGGAUUACUAAAAACUUUUUGUUUGUUUGUUUGUUUGUUCUCCCUACUCUAUAAACUGAAUCGCUCUCUCAUUUCUUUCUGUGACACUCCAGCUUGCAGCCUUCCUCUUGGAUUGUAAAUAAAGAAGGCAGCGCAAAGAAACACAAACUGGUCGCAGUGCAGCUGCGCUUUUCCAAAGGGGGGAAAACAUGGAUGUACGAUUUUAUCCGUCCUCAGGGGGGACUUCCAUUCCUGGAGAUCCACAGAACAUGGAUUUCUCCCACUGCUCUGGCUACUACAGCUACAACAAGUUUGGAAACAACAAUAACUACAUGAACAUGGCUGAUGCAAACGGGUCUCUGCUCGCUGGUGGGGAUACGUUUCACACUCCAAGUCUCGGAGAUGAAGAGUUUGAGAUCCCGCCCAUCACUCCUCCUCCGGAGACUGAGUCCGGCCUGGGUCUCCACGAUGGGGGCUCGUCCUUCCCUGGGCUUCCUGAACAUCCCAACCCUCAGCGAGUCCAUUUCACCCCGCAGUUCCCACCUCAGAGCCUGGAUCUGCCCUCUAUAACCAUCUCCAGGAACAUGAUGGAGCAGGACGGGGUGGGCAUCAAUAAUGGCCUCCCUGUGGGUAUUUCACAGGCUCAGCUGCGUCAAUACCCACCAAACCCCACCAUGGUCAUGCGCUCCAUCAUCAACAUGAACAACCCCAAUGCGAUGAUGUCACGCAACCAGCUGACCACUAUCAACCAAUCGCAGCUGAGCGCCCAGCUCGGCCUCAACAUGACCGGACCGAACAUCACCCACACGUCCCCGUCUCCGCCGGCCAGCAAGUCGGCUACACCAUCUCCAUCCAGCUCCAUUAACGAAGACGAUCAGGACGAUGGGAGUAAGAUUGGUGAAAAGCGUCCAGCACCAGACGCUGGAAAAAAGCCCAAGACUCCCAAGAAAAAGAAGAAGAAAGACCCUAACGAGCCUCAGAAGCCCGUCUCGGCAUAUGCACUGUUUUUUCGAGACACCCAGGCGGCCAUUAAGGGUCAGAACCCCAACGCUACGUUUGGGGAAGUCUCCAAGAUCGUGGCGUCCAUGUGGGACGGUCUGGGAGAGGAGCAGAAACAGGUUUACAAAAGCAAAACCGAGGCAGCCAAGAAAGAGUAUCUGAAAGCUCUUGCUGCUUAUCGUGCCAGUCUGGUGUCAAAGGCUGCAGCAGAGUCUGCUGAAGCUCAGACUAUCCGUUCGGUGCAGCAGACCCUGGCCUCCACCAGCCUCUCCCCCGGCCUGGCUUUGCCCUCUCCGCUUUCCUCACCUCUCUCCCAGCACCCCUCCAUGCCCUCAGCCUCCCAGGCCCUGCAGCAAGCCCUUCCUCGAGCCAUCGCCCCAAAACCGCUUCAGAUGCGCGUCGGAAACAGCCACGUCGUCACCUCGGUCACCGUGGCGCACCAAAACAUGGCACCGGGCAUGCCGUCGCAAAUGCUGGGCCAGAUGUCCUCGUCGCAGAUGAGCCCGCCCAUGCACGCGGCCAUGCAGCAGCAGCAUUUGCAGCACCACCAGAUGCAGCAGCAGCAGAUGCACCACCAGCAGAUUCAGCAGCAGAUGCAGCACCAGCAUUUCCAGCAUCACCUGCAGCAGCAGCUUCAGCAGCAUCACAUGCAACAGCAGCAGCAGCAGCAGCAGCAGCAACAGCAACAGCAGCAGCAAAUGCAACAGCAUCAGCAUCAGCACAUGCAAAUGCAACACGUGCAGAUGCAACAGAUGCAUCAGAUGCAUCAGCAGCAGUCGCAUUCGCCCGUCCAGCACUCGCCUGGAACGCCACAUUCGGCGUCGCUUGGAAGUCCGCAACCACCGCCUCCGCCGCCUCAGAUCCAAGUCCUCUCACAAGUCAGUAUCUAUUAACUACAAAAAAAAUCCUGCAUUCUCAACUUGGAGAGAGAAGACAUAAAAAAGCUUCGUUUCAAAGUUGCUUUUUUUCGAGUUGCACUUAAGAAGUGUGUAAGAAUAACAUAAGAAUGUUACAAAGAACUGUCCUUUGUUCUAGAUGGAUAUGCAGACACGUGUAUAAAAAAGAAAGAAAGAAAGAAAAGGAACCGAAGGCUAUUGCCCCGAAUUUGUCUAUAAAAUAGGCAGAGCUAUGAAGGGAUAGAGUGCCUGAUUGUUAUUUUUCUGUGUGUGCUUUUCUUUUUCUUUUUAAUCUCUAUCUUUGAGAAAGUUUCUGGGCACAUUGAUGGCAUAGAGACAGUUGGGUCAGGCGAAUUUUUUUUUUUUUUUAUAGCAAAGCUUUAUUUACGAGGCCAAUAUUGGUGAUAACAUUACGAAAGCUCUAAACAGAAACAUUCUGAUAGCUUUUGACUUGACACCAUGGAGGAUGACAUACAAAUUGGAAGUAUUGUUGAACUGUAAAGACGGGAACCUGAACAUGCAGGCGCAGCUUAUAACACACUGCGGAGGAGAUCAACUGCUCUCUGGACAAUAUAUCAAUACAACUUUUCUUCCUUUUCUCCUAACUAUGUUUCUGUAAAAGAACCUUGAGGGAGGAACCACAGAAUCUCCACUUUCCACAUCUCCAGAGAGAGCAAAACAAGAACUUACUUUUAUUACUGGAGAGAACAUAACAUACUGCCAGUGAGCAGAUUUCUGUCAACUGACUCAAAACUGAAAACUCCCAAUCCUGCUGCACAUGAGCUGAGGAAACUUUUCCUCAAAAAAAUAAAUAAAUAAAAAUAAAAAAAAAACUCUGGCUCAAAUGUGUGUAUAAAUAGCACUCCAAAAAAAAAAAAUCUAUGUAUUUGUCUUUACCUCAAAAAUUUAAAUUAUGUUUCUGUUAAGUUUGUAUUCAUUUUGUGUAAUAAAAGUGCAUAUUUUAAGGAUAUUUUAAGGAGAAAUUGCAAAAAAAAAAAAAAAAAAAAAAAAAAAAAAAGUGAAGGACUCACGCUAGUGUUUUAAUGAUUCAUGUAUUUUUACACUGUUCCUUGAUGGCAAUUUAAGUGAAGGGUGGAAUUAAGAGUCCUAGCAAAGUCCUAGCAAAAGUUGGGGAAAAAAUUGAAAGUAUUUUCUGCCAGCUGUAAAAAAAAAAAAAAAAAAAAAAAUGAAAAAGAAAAGAAUACGGUGAUGAAGACAUUACACGGAAGGUGUACAUUUUUCCACAUCACCUGCUCGAGUUUGAAUAUGGAAGGCUUUAAAUUCUGUUGGUAAACUGACCUGUGGAUUGCAAACGUCACAUAGUGCAUCUCCUAUUUUUUUUUUUUUUGUUGUUGUUGACUUUUUUCGUUUCUAAUGGCAGCAGUUCAUUUGUUGUUUCUUUUUGCUUAAGAAUCGAAUCAUCUGCUUUUUGUAAUCUGUCCAUAGAAUAAACACAUUUCCAUAGA
Molecule: messenger RNA, 3812 nt
Organism: Ictalurus punctatus (channel catfish)
Lineage: Eukaryota; Metazoa; Chordata; Actinopteri; Siluriformes; Ictaluridae
Gene: tox3
Product: TOX high mobility group box family member 3
Exons: 7
Coding region: 661-2343 (560 amino acids)
Biological process (GO): regulation of transcription by RNA polymerase II
Cellular component (GO): nucleus
Molecular function (GO): chromatin DNA binding
Source: RefSeq, a predicted model, not a curated record